UUUGUCAAAGGUUAAAAAAAACAAAGAAAAUGUAGAAACGAAAAAAAAAUUGUACCGACCGUAAAAAAAAAGCAGAAUUUUUUUUAAUUUUUUCAAAUCGUCCGUCUGCCACAUCAAAAAAACCAGCUUUACCUUUACAAAUCAGUCCACCACACACCACUCUGUCUCUCUCCCCCUCUCUCUCCAGCUCAAAGAUUUCAUUUUUGGGAAAGAUCCAUUUUUUAAUCUUAAUUUUGAGAAAUAUAGUGAGAGUUAGGCGGAAAAAUGAGUGAAGAGACGAAGAGGAGCGGCGCCGGUGCAGUGGUGGCGCCGCUUAUGUCUUCCUCCGACGAUCGAAAAUCCUCGUCCGGAUCGAAUCCCAGCAAGAAAGUCAUCGUUAAGAGCGCAGAUAUGAACGAGGACAUGCAGAAAGAAGCCAUCGACAUUGCGGUUGCUGCGUUUGAGAAUUUUAAUGUGGAGAAGGAUGUGGCAGAGCACAUAAAGAAGAUGUUCGACAAAAAAUAUGGCCCAACUUGGCAUUGCAUCGUCGGCAAAAACUUCGGUAUAGAACUUCGAAACUUGUUCCUAUGUGACUCACGAGACAAAUCACUUUGUCUACUUCUAUCUGGACUCAAAAGCAAUACUCCUGUUCAAAUCUGGCUGAGCUGUUAUAUGAGGUGACGUGAAUUGUGACCGAAAAUGACGAAUACCGAACAAGAUAAGACGUCACGAUAUGUGUUUUGUAUUUAUUGUGUCAAGAUCAUCACUUGUCUUUUGAAGACUCAUGCUUGUAAAUUUUUCCUGAAUUUACUUGAGAUGUAAAACAGAUGGGUUUAUUUUCAUCAUGGCUUUGUGCUGUUUACUCGAUCAAUCAAAUUGANGAUGAUGAGAUGAA
Molecule: messenger RNA, 874 nt
Organism: Striga asiatica
Lineage: Eukaryota; Viridiplantae; Streptophyta; Magnoliopsida; Lamiales; Orobanchaceae
Source: the annotation of a GenBank genome assembly